Messenger RNA from Clonostachys byssicola, 1107 nucleotides. Lineage: Eukaryota; Fungi; Ascomycota; Sordariomycetes; Hypocreales; Bionectriaceae. The record is from the annotation of a GenBank genome assembly.
AUGGCGGACUGCUACAAGCUCACCGCCGUGGACGACUUCACCAAGUAUGUCGAGGCCUUGUCGGACGAGACGGGGUAUGAGGACAGCAGACUCCAGGAAUGCAAGACUGUGAUCUGCCAGGCCAUCUACGGCAUCGGCAACCCAGACAUCUCGGGCAUUGGCGUCGCCAUCGGCUACAUCAUAGGGAUCGCCCUCGGCUUCACCCUCGCCAUCCUCCUCCUCCUCCAAACCCGCCUCGACCCCCCGCUCCGAUCUGUCCCCUCGCAGGUCCUCCUUACCGGCCUCCGCAGCUUCUUCAACGCCGCCGCCUUCUUCUCCAUCGCCGUCCAGAUCGCCACCAUCUCCCUCCUCGUCCAGAAGGACUUCGGCAUCGCCACCUCCGACUUCGGCGCCAUCGAGGCCCAGAUCGCCCAGGCCGUCUCCGUCGUCUCGUUGCUGCCCCUGCUCUACCCGGCCCUCAUACUUAGUGGCAUAGACUCCUCCCGGUCUAACCCUCGCCUCUUCCUGCUCAACCUCGCCGCCGCGCUCUCCUUCUACCCCUUCCUCUCCCGCAACCUGCACGCCUUCGGGCCGGACGACUCCCGCCCUAUCGGCGACGGCUCGGGCAGCGACGUAUCAACGGCCGACUGGAGCAAGGUGGAGAGGCUGUGCUUCGCUGACGGGCUCGACGCCCUGCGCGGCGAUACACUAUACGCCGCCAUCCCGCCCCUCGAGCUCGCCGCCUCGCUGGUCGUGUACCUCGCCACGCUCUGGCAGAUGUGCGGCCUCGUCGGCGCGCACUACUCCCCCUCCCCCGUCAAGGACCAGAAGCGACACGCCGUCGUGGUCAGCGCCGGCCGCGUCGUCCUCUGGCGGAGGAGGGUGGGCGAGUGGCUCCGCGGGCACCGGCUCUGGGCCGCGCUGCUCAUGCUCGUCCCGCUGGGGCUCGCGGCCCCUCUGCUCUGGGUCAUCUUCCACCUGCGGGGUCUGCAGCAGGAGCUGGCGAGGAACGUGGAGGAGGACUACGGGGGGAACAACUGGGGGUUUGGGCAGAUUGUGGCUGUUGUUUUGUACCUCCCUGUGGCGGUUGAUAUGUUCUACCGGGGGAGGUUUGGAUACCAGGUUUGA